AGUCUUUGCACUAGUCUCCUAUUGCUGCUGUACCAAAUUACCACAGACUUAGUGACUUAAAAUAAUGUAAAUUUAUUAUCUUACAGUUUGGGGGAAAUUAGGAGCCCAAAAUUAGUUUCACUGGGCGAAAACCAAGGUGUCGGCAGCACUAUGUUCCUUCUGGAAGCUCUAGAGGAUAAUCUAUUUCCUCAUAUUUUCCAGCUUCUAGAGGCUUUUUACAUUCCUGUGUUGUGACCCCUUCCUCCAUCUUCAAAGCCAGGAGUGUGGCAUCUUCUCUCCCCUCCGACUUCUGCAUCUGUCCCAUCCUCACAUCUUCAUCCUCUGACUUUGAUCCUCCUGCCUCCCUCUUAUUCUUGUGAUUGCACUCGGCUCACCCAGAUAACCUCCCCAUCUCAAGAUAACCUUCUCAUCUCAGGAUAAUCUCCCCAUCUCAAGAUCCUUAACUUGUAAGGAUCCUCCCUCUUAUUCUUGUGAUUGCACUGGGCUCACCCAGAUAACUUCCCCAUCUCAAGAUAAUCUCCCCAACUCAAGAUCCUCACCAGAUAACCUCCCCAUCUCAGGGUAAUCUCCCCAUCUCAAGAUCCUUAACUUAAUCACAUCUGAAAAGUCCCUGUUCCUCAUGUGAGGUAAUACACUCACCGGUUCUGGGGAUUAGGAAAUAGGCCUCUUUUGCAGGGGGUCCUUAUUAGCCUACCACAUUCUUUUCAAUGUUAGCUGUAUAAAAUUGAAAUUUUGAGUCUCCUAAUGAAAUUGUACCUCUGCCUACCCUUCUACCUGCCUCACCUUUCGUAUCUCAGUAAAUGGUCCUGCCAUCUACUAAUUGUUCCCUUCAGACACGUGGUUCUCUGUUCUCCCUCACCCCCACAUCCAGUCCCUCAUAUUGUUCUGUCCCAUGGACUUCUAAGGUGUUUCUAGAGUCUCUCCACUUCAUUUUGUAGCCACUGCCACUACCCUAGGCUAAGCCAUCACCAGCGCUUGCCUGAACUGCUAUCAUAGCCUCUAAUUUCUCACUGUACUUCAACUCUUGUCCUUUUCUCAUCUGUUCUCUAUAAAUCAAUUAGAUUUUUUGCAAACACAAAGCAAAUCAUGCUGUUUUCCUAUUUAAUACUCUCCAAUAGUUUCCUGUCUCAUGUUGAAGAAAAUCCAAAUUCUUCAUCAUGACUUCUAAGACCCCUGGGUCUGGCCUGGCCCUCUGUCAAAGGACCUCUCAUUCUACUCUCUUUACCACCACAUUCUGGUCACACUGGCCUCCCUGGAGAUUUCUCCGUGGCCUAAGCCAUGCUUCUCACAUGCAGUUCUUCUGCUCGGCACUCUGCUGCUCUUCCCCGGCUGCCGCCUUGCUGAGCUUUAGUUCUCAUCUGAAAUGUGUCCUCAAGGAAGCUGUUCUGCACAGCUCCCCCUAACUGGAGUUCCCUACCCUCCUGCACACAAAUUUUUCUCGACCACUUCACCCUUUUACGUAGUCUUCGUAGCCUUAUCACUGUUGAUAAUGACUUAGUUGUUGUUUACCGUAUAUCGUUUAUUUUCUCUCUCAGAUUGUUAAUUCUGUAAAGGUGCAGGCCAUUUCUGUUUGUUCCUUGCUGUAUGUGAUGCUUCAUAGGUAUGUGACACUAGGAGGCCCUGAAUACAUUUUCUGUGUCAUCCUUACCCUGACUUUAUCUUACCUGUUUGCUUUUAUUUUCCUUUCUUUUCUUAUUUCUUACUUAAUAUUGAAAUGAGAGAAAAACUUACAACCCUCAGGCUCUACUCAAGGUUGGGGUUGGGGGAGGUAGAGCUUCCUCUGCUCCUGUCCCUUCCACCACCCCCAUGCACUCACUCGCCAUUGGUACUGUGUGUGGUGGACAAAAGAAAAGCUUUCUACUAGUGUUCCUUCCCAGGGAAUGUGGGAUUCAUCUUGGAAUGCCAAAAUAAAGAUGAAAGAGAAAACCAGAAUGACUUUCGGGACCAAAGAUUGAAAUUGCUCUGCAUGAUAAAGUAAAAAGUGUAUUUUCACUGACUGCAGGCAGAGUGUUCCUUAAAAUCCUAGCUGCUUUUUUUUUUCUCCCUCUGGCAAAGGCUAGAGAUAAGAAAAACUGGGGUUCUAGACUCUAGGGAGGAAGGAUAACGUUCAAAGCGCUAUUCGUCAGAGGUGAGCAGGGCCCUUGAGAUGAGUGGGAUAUGAGCAAAUGUGGGACUCAGGAGAGAGAGGACCAGUAGGGGACACCCUGGGAGAAAGAGGUCCUGAGCUCUUCUUUCCUCUGGAGCCCUGACCCUGCAGCAGUGGCACACAGGGCAUCUUUUACCCUCUGGUGCAGCAGUCAUGGUUCUUGGCACAAUGCCUUGGGCCUUCUGGAGCCUCAUCGUCUAAGAUGCUGGAGAGUAGCUGAUAGCCCGGGUUGGCAUCAAGUUUGUUGAUUCUCCCCAGGACCCUUUUCUUUAUAGAUGCUACAUGCCAUGAUUUAUGCACAAACAUGAUUUGCCUGACAGUGCAGUCUGGGCCUGGAAUAAUUUUAAUUAAUGGGAAAAUGGUUCUCAAUACACCGAUUAGACCUCUUCAGGUACAACAAGAUAAAAGCCUGAUAAUUUGGAUGGAGUACUCUUCUUAAAUGUCUACUCUGCACGGCAGCCAAUGGGAAAGCCAGGCUCUCUCCCACCUGAUCCAAUGAGUAAUUAAGAGAGGGCUUUUUCUUCCCUACCUCUCCCCUCCCUCCACCCCGCUCCCCAACUAAAGCUUAACAGGUUGGUGAUAUAAUGUGGAGACUUUAAGGGGUGUCAUCCUAGCAGCUUAGGCAAGAGCCAGGGUGUCUUCUUUCCGCUCCCCAAGCACUGCUCAGGUGGGUUUGAAAAGCAGGCAAGUGAGGGAAGGAAGAAGCUAGAAGCCGGCAAAGUAGGUAACAGCUCUCUGCAAAGUUUGAGAAGGGCCUAUGGCCAUGAGUGAGGUGGGAACUCGGAAGCCCAGCGAUGGCACAGUUUCUCACCUGCUCAAUGUGGUGGAGAGCGAGCUUCAGGCAGGGAGGGAAAAAGGCGACCCUACGGAGAAGCAACUUCAGAUCAUCCUGGAGGAUGCACCUCUCUGGCAGAGAUUCAAGGAAGUCACUAAUGAGAUGAUUGUGACCAAGAAUGGCAGACGGAUGUUUCCAGUCCUAAAGAUUAGUGUCACAGGACUGGACCCCAAUGCCAUGUACUCCCUCCUGCUGGACUUUGUCCCUACGGACAGUCACCGCUGGAAGUACGUCAACGGGGAAUGGGUGCCUGCGGGCAAGCCAGAGGUCUCCAGCCACAGCUGCGUCUACAUUCAUCCGGACUCCCCCAACUUUGGUGCCCACUGGAUGAAGGCUCCCAUCUCCUUCAGCAAAGUGAAGCUGACCAACAAGCUCAAUGGAGGCGGGCAGAUAAUGUUGAAUUCUCUGCAUAAAUAUGAACCCCAGGUUCACAUAGUACGUGUUGGAAGUGCCCAUCGAAUGGUAAUGAACUGCUCCUUCCCUGAAACCCAGUUCAUAGCCGUGACUGCCUAUCAGAAUGAGGAGAUAACAGCUCUCAAAAUCAAGUACAAUCCUUUUGCCAAAGCCUUCUUGGAUGCCAAGGAAAGAAAUCACCUAAGAGAUGUACCGGAGGCUAUCUCUGAGAGCCAGCACGUGACCUAUUCUCACUUGGGAGGCUGGAUCUUCUCCAAUCCGGAUGGAGUGUGCACAGCAGGAAACUCCAAUUACCAGUAUGCCGCUCCUCUGCCUCUGCCUGCUCCCCACACCCACCAUGGCUGUGAGCACUAUUCGGGCCUCCGAGGGCACCGGCAGGCUCCCUACCCUUCUGCGUACAUGCAUAGAAACCAUUCUCCCUCAGUGAAUUUGAUAGAAAGCUCAAGCAAUAAUCUGCAACUUUUCUCGGGACCUGACAGCUGGACUUCCUUAUCCUCCACACCCCAUGCCAGCAUCCUGUCUGUACCUCACACCAACGGACCAAUCAACCCGGGGCCCAGCCCCUAUCCGUGCCUGUGGACCAUCAGCAAUGGUGCCGGAGGCCCCACUGGGCCAGGCCCGGAGGUGCACGCCAGCACCCCGGGAGCGUUUCUCCUCGGAAACCCAGCUGUGACUUCACCCCCCUCUGUGCUGUCCACCCAAGCACCCACUUCGGCUGGUGUGGAGGUUCUAGGGGAGCCCUCGCUAACCAGCAUUGCUGUGUCCACCUGGACAGCAGUGGCCUCACAUCCCUUUGCGGGCUGGGGUGGCCCAGGAGCAGGUGGGCACCAUUCUCCUUCCUCCUUGGAUGGUUAAGCAGGAUCCUAGGAGCCUCUGUCCACAGAGGCCCUUCUAUGUGUAGAGUGCUUAGAAACCACGUCUACUGAUCUAGUGAGUCAGGCUGUGAAAUCUCCCUUCCCACUAGCUGGCGGCGGAGGUGGGUUAUUACGGAAGUCGUACUGGGACAGGGUUCAGUCUGGGUGAUGCUGGUUAGGUCAUUCACAUCUCUCCACCGUUUCUUCUGCACUCCCAUUUUCUCUGCAGCUUAUUCUUGCCAUGCUUAGGUGACAGAAGUCUGUUAAGUACUGUCCUUGUGCUCUGCUCCUUAAUCUCAAAUAGUUCUGGAAAGCCUCUCUUCCUUUUCCGUGAAGCAAGUGCAGAGCUGUUAAAUGAGCUCAAAGUUUACCUAGCUAAGGCCACUGCUUCCUGCUUUGUGCUGCCCGGGAAAGUUUGUGUGGCUGCAGGGCUCAGGUUCGCGCGUCUGCUUUGAGACUAGGAGGAAGUGUAAGCCAUAGAGUAAGAUUAACAAAAUGAAUAAGGCUGAUCAUGUGCUACUCACAGCAGUGUGCCCAGACUUGUGGAAAUGAAGUCAUGUCACUCCUCUGCUCAGAAACCUUCAGUAGUUCACCGUUACCAAUGGAAUGAAGUCAAAUCUCCUCACUAUAGCUAGGUGUGGUAGCUUAAGCCUAUAUUUUCAGCCCUUUUGGAGGCCAAGGUAAGAUGAUUGCUUGAGGUCAAGAGUUCGAGAACAGCCUGUGCAACAAAGUGAGACUGUCUCUCCAAACACACACACACACACACACACACACACACACACACACACACACACACACAAUUAGCUGGGCAUGGUGGCAUGUGCCUACAGUCCCAGCUACUUGGAGGAGGAUGACUUGAUCUCAGGAGGUUGAGGCUGUAGUGAACUAUGAUUGUGGCACUGCAUUCCAGCCUGGGCGAUAGAUCAAGACUCUGUCUUAAAAUAAAAAAGAAAGAAAGAAAUCCUACUAUGAGGGAUCCCACCAUCUGGCCUGAAACCACUUCCCCAGCUUAGGUACCUCUGUUAUCCUGUUUCCUCCUAUGUUUCCAUCAAGGCCAGCGUCUCUGUUCUUUGAACAUUCAUUGUGCUUUCCCACCUCUGUACCUUGCCUGUGCCUGAGUGUCCUUUCUCCAGUUUACCUGUGCGAAUUCGACCCACCUCCCAGGGCCUGGCUGGAAUGCAACUCCCUGCAUUCAACAUCUGAUCUGCUGAGAUACAUCUGAUCUAACCCUGCUCACUGUUCUCCCACUGUUUUUGCCUCUGCCAUAGAGCCACCUCAGUUUGCCUUGUUACCUGUGAGUGUGUCUUUCUCUAGUAGACUGUAAGCCUCUCGAGGGUGAGGCCUAGCCUUCUUGUCUUUGUAACCCACAGCACCUGGUUCUGUGCCUUGCCUACUGUAGGUGCCCAAUAAACACUUGCUGAACUGAA
Messenger RNA from Callithrix jacchus (white-tufted-ear marmoset), 5676 nucleotides. RefSeq names its product T-box transcription factor 19 (gene TBX19). Gene Ontology annotation, molecular function: DNA-binding transcription factor activity, RNA polymerase II-specific; RNA polymerase II cis-regulatory region sequence-specific DNA binding. Gene Ontology annotation, cellular component: chromatin; nucleus. The record is from RefSeq and is a predicted model, not a curated record. Gene Ontology annotation, biological process: cell fate specification; mesoderm formation; heart morphogenesis. Lineage: Eukaryota; Metazoa; Chordata; Mammalia; Primates; Cebidae.